Molecule: messenger RNA, 330 nt
Organism: Trichophyton rubrum CBS 118892
Lineage: Eukaryota; Fungi; Ascomycota; Eurotiomycetes; Onygenales; Arthrodermataceae
Exons: 1
Coding region: 1-330 (109 amino acids)
Source: RefSeq, a predicted model, not a curated record
AUGCUGAGCCGGUUUCACGCUGGCACCCUGCGAGCCGUCAGAAGGGUAUCCGAUAUAAGAGGCGCGAGGGGGGUGAUAUCGAGGAUACGUACAAGUGCAGUGGCAGCAGUGGACUACCAGGGGAGCCGUCUUCACCUGGUACCGCACUCCCUUGCAGUCACAUCCUCCCUCCAGCGGAUACCUGGCCUCGGUCGACAUCUAUACUGCAGUAGGAGUAGUAUCUUAGUGUCUCGAUGGAAAACAGAGUGUCUCUUCAAACCUGAGACGCUUGAGACGGUUCUGCUCGUUUAUAUACUUGUAGAGCUUCGUAGAGCUGUCUCGUGUUCGUGA